CUUUGUUUUGCAGCAACCUUUGGAAGUCAUUACGUCAUAUGAUUCACAUGCAAUUGAUGGGUCACAUUAUUGUGUUUGACAUCUUGUUUCUUGGCGCUGUUGACCGGACGGAUAACAAGAAUGCCUGUAUAUUUGUUUCAGUCGCGAUGCAUUUUGAGCUUUUAUGUAUCUUUAUGUGGAUGAUGUCCGAGGCUGUUUUUCUCGUUUUUAAAGUUGUCAAGAAAACACCAAGCCGAUACAACAAGUUUAAGUUCCACUUUUUGGUAGCGUAUACGGUGCCGAUUCUUAUCGUUCUAACGGCAGUGAUUUUAGGCCGCAGCCACUAUACAGCUGGAGAUUUGUGCUUGCUGGAUGGUAGCGGAAAGUGGGCUGUAGUAAUUCCAAUGCUUGGCAGUGUGCUGAUUAAUAUGAUUAUAUUAUUAAAGAUGUUAAUUAUAAUAUACUCUCGAGCGGGACCUAUGACGCAAAAGUCUGAAAAACUUCAAACGGAGUAUAAACAACUCAGAUCUACAGUGAAGGGCGUUUUGAUGUUGGUCCCUAUUCUUGGUGUCACCUGGAUUAUUGGGCCAUUUGCUGCUAUAACCAACAGCCUUUUUCUAAUCUAUCUUUACGCGAUCCUAAACUCUUUACAAGGCGUAUUCAUAUUUAUCUGUUAUUGCUUAUUGGACCAAAAGGUAAGUUGUUCUUUUGUAAUUUUUCAAUUGUUGUUUUUGUGAAAUUCUCACAAGUAAAUGCCGUAUUUAUUCGAAUGAACGCCCCGCUUUGAAUAAAAGGCCCUUUCAAAUAAAAACGCCCCGAGUUAAAUAAACUCCCCCACCGCCUAAAUAAUUGUAAACAAAUCUAGUAGAUGUAGCAUCAUUCUUAAAACAUUCUAUUAAGGUUCUACUCCAGUACAAUCACAUUUUUUUCUAACCUGGUUGGUAUCAUUAAGUCUUUGUGAUCACGCAAUAACACAUUUUGACGGUAAUGUUUUAGUUAUACGUUUACAGUGAAAUUAAGGGGCGUUUAUUAGAGUAUGUACGUAUCCACUUUACACCAACCAUAUAAACGCCUCCCUCAAAUAAAUGCCUCCUCCGAAUAAACGCCCCUCAAAAACCCUUCACAACAAUAAACGCCCCUGGGCAUGAUGAUGAUAAUGAUAAUUAACUAUAAAUAUAGUAGUACAGCAGCAGCAGCACUAAUCACAUAGUAGCAUAUAGUACUAGCAACAGCAACAAUAAUAAAGCAAUAAUAGUAUUAAAAGACAUAACAGCAAGAAAUAUUAACAUAAAAUACCGUACUCGCGCGAAUAAGAA
Anneissia japonica is the source of this 1295-nucleotide messenger RNA. RefSeq names its product adhesion G-protein coupled receptor D1-like. The transcript has 5 exons. The record is from RefSeq and is a predicted model, not a curated record. Lineage: Eukaryota; Metazoa; Echinodermata; Crinoidea; Comatulida; Comatulidae. Gene Ontology annotation, molecular function: G protein-coupled receptor activity. Gene Ontology annotation, cellular component: membrane. Gene Ontology annotation, biological process: cell surface receptor signaling pathway; adenylate cyclase-activating G protein-coupled receptor signaling pathway. The coding region runs from base 39 to 716 and encodes 225 amino acids.